Leptonychotes weddellii (Weddell seal) is the source of this 1508-nucleotide messenger RNA. The record is from RefSeq and is a predicted model, not a curated record. NCBI's taxonomy places the organism in Eukaryota, Metazoa, Chordata, Mammalia, Carnivora, Phocidae.
UUCUGGGCACCAAUGGAGAACGAAGAAUUUUCAGGCUCAUCUGCGUUUACAGAUGGGCAUGGCGCGACAGAAAUAUCCGCUCCCUCCGAAGCCUUUCAGAAGCCCUUAGUACUCAGGCUCCUCGACGUGCACAAGCUUGAGGGGCUUGAGGAGCCCGAGGAACCCGAGGAACCCCAGGAGCCAGAAGAAGCCAACAAGCAGAGCCAGCGAGACCAAUGGAACGAGUUUGAUGAGCCCCAGGAGACAUCUGAACCCCAUACGCCCAAUGAGCCCCACGAACCCUAUGAGCCCUACGAGCCUUAUGAGCCCCACAAGCCCUAUGAGCUCCACGAACCCCGUGAGCCCCACAAAGCCUACGAGCCCCACGCACCCCGCAAGCCCCAUAAGCUCCGCAAGCCCCGUAAACCCCAGGAGUCCCAUGCUCCCCGAGAGCCCAAGCCCAGCGAAACGGAGUUGCUUCCCAGAGCUGCCGCCGUGGUGAUCUCCCCUUCUCUGAUGACCAGGUUCCCGCUAAGGAUUCCGCCAUCUUCCCUGAGCGAUCCUGGUCCCUGUGGCAUUGCAAGAAAAUGUUUUUUUUCUAGGAAGAGAAUCCAAGAUCUUUCUAGGCCUAAAAGACAAUGGGGAACCCCAGAUAGAAAACUGUUUUGGGGGAAUCAAGAUCCUAUUUGCCCUAUUGCCCGGAUUGCUUUGAAAGCUCAGCUGACCAAAAGACUGGAGGACCUUGCCCAUCCCAAAGAAGUCUCCCACCGAUAUGUACCUAACAGGGCUCAGUAUUACUACAGCUGUGGUAGAGAGUCUGUUAUCUGGGAGAUCCCUUCUCCUGCACUGUUUAGCCAACCCUCCAAAAGGAUCCAGAAGCUGGCACUGCCCAACAGAUUGAAGAAAGAAUAUCUAAUAAAGAGGCCUUACAAUGAUUACUUAACAAGAGAUUCUCUUCAAAUCUCUCAUCCUUCUGCCCGGAUAUUACAACUCUCAAUAGCCAAAGCCAUAAAUCCAAACUACGUUCCUCCAAAAAGGAUAUCCCGUGCUGCCUUGCUAUACAAACCUAGCCCUCGAAUAAUAGCUCUAGCUAAGGCCAGGCCUCUUCAUCAAGAUUAUCUACCUGACCGUGAUGCCCACUGGCCAGUAUCUUAUGCUGCUAUCCAUUGCAAAAUAUCUCCCAGAAUUCAAGAACUAGCUAAUCCAAAUACAAGGUCUCCCGUGCACAUUAUAUAUUAUGAUCCAGAUGUCUUUAAAGUCAAGCCAGCUGCUUUGAAAACACAGUGUUCUCCAAGGAUCCACGAGUUGGCAGAACCUCUUGUGCGUUAAAUACAGAAAGCCACGUCAGUCAGACUCUAGUUAUGUGUCUAGAAAACAUAUUAGGUGACUUAGUUCCCUACUCUGGUCCCAUCACCUUAUAUUCCCACAUCCCCCCGAAAACCAUAGAGACCUCCAGGGAAUACCACUGUGACCAUCGAAUAGCAAUUCCUGCUGUUACCUGUAGUCAUGUCUUUAGCAGAUUUGGAGAC